AUGUUUGCAAGGACAGCUUUCGCCUCUGCGUUCCGACGGCCUCUGGCCCGGCCGCAAUUCACAACACAACUUCCCUCCAUCAUCAUCCAAGCCCGCCUUCUUUCGUCCGAAACUAAAGCCGCCAUCGACAAGGCAGUUUCAUCUGCUCCCGUUGUCCUUUUCAUGAAGGGUACGCCAGAGACUCCGCAAUGCGGGUUCUCCCGGGCAAGCAUUCAGAUUCUCGGCUUGCAGGGUGUUGACCCCAAGAAGUUUGUCGCAUUCAACGUUUUGGAGGAUCCGGAAUUGCGCCAAGGGAUCAAAGAGUACUCGGACUGGCCAACAAUCCCCCAAUUGUAUCUCGAGAAGGAGUUCGUUGGUGGUUGUGAUAUCCUGAUGUCGAUGCAUCAAAACGGUGAACUCUCGAAGCUCUUGGAGGAAAAGGGCGUGCUAGUGGCUGAGUAG
This is a messenger RNA of Aspergillus calidoustus, 441 nucleotides long. NCBI's taxonomy places the organism in Eukaryota, Fungi, Ascomycota, Eurotiomycetes, Eurotiales, Aspergillaceae. The record is from the annotation of a GenBank genome assembly.